Molecule: messenger RNA, 792 nt
Organism: Nothobranchius furzeri (turquoise killifish)
Lineage: Eukaryota; Metazoa; Chordata; Actinopteri; Cyprinodontiformes; Nothobranchiidae
Product: large ribosomal subunit protein eL19
Biological process (GO): translation
Cellular component (GO): cytosolic large ribosomal subunit; ribosome
Molecular function (GO): structural constituent of ribosome; RNA binding
Source: RefSeq, a predicted model, not a curated record
CAGUAUUUUUAGCUGUUUUCAGUCACGUUCAGUAUUAUCAAAGUAGAUUCACCCAUCGCUUUUCCUAUAAUAGUUGAGUCCUACUCGGUCUAUUUUCCUUCGAGUUCGAGUCUGUCAAUCGGUAGCCAUGAGCCUGCUCAGGCUCCAGAAGCGCUUGGCGUCCAGCGUCCUGCGCUGUGGCAAGAAGAAGGUGUGGUUGGACCCAAAUGAAACCAAUGAGAUUGCCAAUGCAAACUCUCGUCAGCAGAUCCGAAAACUGGUGAAGGAUGGGUUGAUUAUCAGGAAACCAGUGACCGUUCAUUCUCGCGCUCGCUGCCGCAAGAACACUGUGGCACGCCGCAAGGGACGCCACAUGGGCUAUGGUAAAAGAAAGGGUACUGCCAAUGCCCGUAUGCCAGAAAAGCUGACAUGGAUGAGACGGAUGAGAAUCCUGCGUCGACUUCUUCGUCGCUACAGGGAGGCAAAGAAAAUCGACAGGCACAUGUACCACAGUCUGUACCUGAAGGCCAAGGGGAAUGUGUUUAAAAAUAAGCGCAUCCUGAUGGAGCACAUCCACAAACUGAAGGCUGAUAAGGCUCGCAAGAAGCUUCUAGCUGACCAGGCUGAGGCUCGUCGUACAAAGACAAAGGAGGCUCGAAAACGCAGAGAGGAGCGCCUCCAGGCCAAGAAAGAAGAGAUCAUAAAGAGCUUGACAAAGGAAGAAGAAGCAACAAAGAAAUGACUUCAGUUUGUAUAAUAAGUCUGUCAGUUUCAGCUUUUUGUUGAUAAUAAAUUAGAUUAAAGAAAUUGUAA